UAAUAAAAUAAUGAAUAAUCACUAUUGAAUUAAACGAAAGAUGCUGUAAAAUCAAUCGCAAAACUUUUUAAACCACGAAUAAACGUAUUUACUUAUCCAAUUUACAAUUCAAUUGAUUAGGAUUAAUUCCUCGUAUAAAAUUACCUAAAUUAUCAAUUACAAUAAUUCUUAAUACUCACAAUCCUUUUCAAAUUAAACUUCACUCCAAUUUCUACUCUUUCUUCUUCCAUUAAUCUUCAUCAAUCGCAGAUGACCUACUCGAACAAAACGAUUCCAUCCCACUGUCAUCCUUCAAAAUCUGAAGGGAAACGAAAUCGAAACACCUUAUCGACUGCGCUCAUAAAUUUCCCGAUCGAACACUUUCUAUACACCCCCUAUAAUUCGUAAUAAACGUUCCACCGUUAAUAAUACAAUAGAAAGGGUGACAAUCAUUCCCGCUUGACUGCUUGUAAUAUUCCCGUCGAGAAAGGAUGAAGGGAGAUGAGAAGAGAUGGCCAGACCAACGCCUAUUAAUUAUUAUCGCGAUAUAUAUACACGGUGGAAUGUUGUGAGACGAUUUGACCAGUCACCAUGCAAACGGAUAACCAGUUGGACAUAUCGAUAAGCUUGUCCACGUUUUUCUUGAAGAACGUCGGCGUGUGGAUGCCCGAUAAUUCAGACGAGCAACGCAGGAUGAAGAUGUUAUUCCUGUACACUAUUUGGAUGUUGUUUUGCGGCACGAUAAUCAGCACGAGAGAUUUGUAUUUCACGUUGCUGUACAACGGCGAUAUACUUUACGCUAUGACGAACACCAUAACUACGAUAAUGGCUUUAAUCAAAAUAUGCAUCAUACUGACGUACAAAGGGAAAUUUUUAAACCUGAUCGUGUACAUGCAACAAAAUUUUUGGAACGUUGAUUACGAUUGCCAGGAAAAAGAAAUUUUGGACGAUUGCAGGAAAACGUGCAUUUUUUUCAUCUCCUCCGUGACCACGAUUGGAAUGUGCACCGUGAUGUCCUAUCUGACGACACCUGUCAUUACGCAAAGUGGAAGCAAUGAAUCCGAGAGAAUGUUUCCGUUCAAUAUAUGGAUAAAUUUGCCGAUAACGCAAAGGACGCCUUAUUACCAGAUAAUAUUUUUUGUACAAGGAGUAUCGUUAUAUUACAUUGGAAUCUCCUAUUUUUGUUUCGACAAUAUUUUCUGCAUCAUGGCCGUGCACUUGGCCGGCCAAUUUCGCAUACUUCGAUACAGGCUUAUGACGUUGUGCGACACGGAGCCUGAGACACGCGAAAAGGAUUCGCGAUCGACGUUUGCGAAACAGGUGUACAAAUUUUACGAGCAGUUUAAGAAAUGCGUCCGAUACCAUCAGGCGCUGAUCGAUUACUAUCAAAACCUCGAGAACGUGUACACCAUAAUUACGCUUGGACAAGUGUUGGUAUUCAGUGUAUUAAUUUGCCUGUUCGGAUAUCAAGUGUUCGUGGCUGCCGCUUCUACAGCGAGACGCUUCAUUUUCGUAUUCCUGUUGAGCGGCUCCAUGUUUUUGUUAUUCAUGUUCACCUACAGCUGCAACGACGUGAUGGAGCACAGCGACAAUGUAGCUAUUGGGGCUUACUCGGCACUGUGGACGAUCUUGCCGAUGGACAAAUUCGGGAGAAUGCUUCGAAACGAUCUGAUAAUGGUGAUCAAGCGAUCCAGGCGUGUUUGUUAUCUGACUGCGAAUGGAUUUUUCCCCGUAUCGUUGGAAACUUAUACCAAGAUUUUGAGCACAGCGGUAUCGUAUUUCACGUUGUUGAAUAAUCGCGUGGAGAACGCAAAUGAUUUAUAAAUUAGAAAAAACUCGUUAACAAAAUAUCUCGGAUCGAAUACGUUGUACAUUUUGGUCAAUUAAAAAAAGAAAGAAAGAAAGAAUAAAGCGAAGGUGGAUAAUUUAUGUAUGAAAUAAUGGAUAACAUUGUUGUGGAUAAUUUUAAUAAAUAAUCAUUAUUGAACCGUA
Messenger RNA from Apis mellifera (honey bee), 1971 nucleotides. Its product is annotated as odorant receptor 13a. Gene Ontology annotation, cellular component: plasma membrane. NCBI's taxonomy places the organism in Eukaryota, Metazoa, Arthropoda, Insecta, Hymenoptera, Apidae. Bases 571 to 1803 code for a protein of 410 amino acids. The transcript is spliced from 6 exons. Gene Ontology annotation, molecular function: odorant binding; olfactory receptor activity. Gene Ontology annotation, biological process: sensory perception of smell; detection of chemical stimulus involved in sensory perception of smell. The record is from RefSeq and is a predicted model, not a curated record.